Castor canadensis (American beaver) is the source of this 432-nucleotide messenger RNA. The record is from RefSeq and is a predicted model, not a curated record. NCBI's taxonomy places the organism in Eukaryota, Metazoa, Chordata, Mammalia, Rodentia, Castoridae.
AAGUGCAACGGGUGGUGAAAGCCAAUGACCGUGACUAUAAUGAAAAGUUCCAGUACGCAGAUAAUCGUAUCCACACAUCCAAAUACAACAUUCUCACCUUCUUACCAAUUAACUUAUUUGAGCAGUUCCAAAGAGUGGCAAAUGCCUAUUUCCUUUUCCUUCUGAUAUUGCAGUUAAUUCCAGAAAUCUCCUCCUUGACCUGGUUUACCACUAUCGUGCCUUUGAUCCUGGUUAUAGCCAUGACGGCCAUUAAAGAUGCUACAGAUGAUUAUUUCCGCCACAACAGUGACAAUCAAGUAAACAACCGGCAGUCUGAAGUGCUCAUUGAUAGCAGGUAAGAAAUGCAUCCUUUGAGUUACUAUUAAGAUUUGUGGGGCCCCAAAAUAGGUCUUUUCAAUUGGUGGCUUUCUAUCUUAAUUAAGCAUGCUUCUU